AGAACCCUGAACCGGCCGCCUCCAUGCAAAAGGCGGGGCUGCUGUUGGGUCUCUGUGCGCGGACGUGGAAGUCGGUGCGGAUGGCCAGCUCCGCGGUGGCGCGCCGGAACCCGCUUGAGAAUAAGGUGGCCCUAGUAACGGCCUCCACUGACGGGAUCGGUUUCGCCAUCGCCCGGCGUCUGGCCCAGGAUGGGGCCCACGUGGUGGUCAGCAGCCGGAAGCAGCAGAACGUGGAUCGGGCAGUGGCAACGCUGCACGGGGAGGGGCUGAGUGUGACGGGCACCGUGUGCCAUGUGGGGAAGGGCGAGGACCGAGAGCGGCUGGUAGCCACGGCUGUGAACCUUCACGGGGGCGUGGACAUCCUGGUCUCCAAUGCUGCCGUCAUCCCUUUCUUUGGAAACUUAAUGGAUGUCACCGAGGGGGUAUGGGACAAGAUUCUGGACAUUAAUGUGAAGGCCACAGCCCUGAUGACAAAGGCAGUGGUGCCAGAGAUGGAGAAACGAGGAGGCGGCUCAGUGGUGAUUGUGGCCUCCGUAGGAGCCUACAGACCAUUUCCUGGCCUGGGUCCUUACAAUGUUUGUAAAACAGCCUUGCUGGGCCUCACCAAGAACCUGGCCUUAGAGCUGGCCCAAAGGAACAUUAGGGUGAACUGCCUGGCACCUGGACUCAUCAAGACUAACUUCAGCCGUAUGCCACGUGUCCAGACCAGACCCCCACAUGAUCCUUUCCUGAGGUGCACAGUGAGACUGAGGAAUUCAGAUACCACUCAGGCCAUUUCAUAUCUCCUUAAGUGGUUGUGGGAUGACCAAGCAAGACUGGAGAGCCUAAAAGCAACCAUGCAGAUCAAAAGGAUAGGCAAGCCAGAGGACUGUGCGGGCAUCGUAUCUUUCCUUUGCUCCGAAGAUGCCAGCUAUAUCACUGGGGAGACAGUGGUGGUGGCUGGAGGGAUGCCAUCCCGCCUCUGAGGACCUGGAGAACAUCCACGAGGGCAGAGAUUGGGCUCCAUCUCCUGGGUCCUGUUCCAACAUCCAUCUACUGGCCUUUCGCACCUCUGCCUAGCGUACUGCUCACCUUACACCCUAACCCCACCCCCCCAUAUCAAUUCUGCCCUGUGAAAAGCUCCAGCAUUCUCUGCUGUCAAGGUGUGGUCUUAUGAGGAUUCUCACUGUUGCUGUGGCCUUGGAUAAAGACUUCCCUUGAGAGCACAGGGCAGGCCUGCUGAGAGGGCUUAGUCUACCGCGGCAAAGACCAACUAAUAUUUUUUUUCUGGGCAUCAGGGGAAUUUGAGGGAGAUGGGAGAGAAGGAACCUGGAGUGGAAGGAACAGGGUUGGAAAUUAACAACUGGCAAAUGAGGUCCAAAUAAAAUACAGAUGAUCAUGA
Molecule: messenger RNA, 1381 nt
Organism: Balaenoptera acutorostrata (minke whale)
Lineage: Eukaryota; Metazoa; Chordata; Mammalia; Artiodactyla; Balaenopteridae
Product: dehydrogenase/reductase SDR family member 4
Exons: 9
Coding region: 24-965 (313 amino acids)
Biological process (GO): retinal metabolic process
Cellular component (GO): peroxisome
Molecular function (GO): carbonyl reductase (NADPH) activity
Source: RefSeq, a predicted model, not a curated record